Molecule: messenger RNA, 3732 nt
Organism: Strigops habroptila (Kakapo)
Lineage: Eukaryota; Metazoa; Chordata; Aves; Psittaciformes; Psittacidae
Gene: HOXC5
Product: homeobox C5
Exons: 3
Coding region: 2889-3557 (222 amino acids)
Biological process (GO): anterior/posterior pattern specification; regulation of transcription by RNA polymerase II; embryonic skeletal system morphogenesis
Cellular component (GO): nucleus
Molecular function (GO): RNA polymerase II cis-regulatory region sequence-specific DNA binding; DNA-binding transcription factor activity, RNA polymerase II-specific
Source: RefSeq, a predicted model, not a curated record
AAAAAAAAAUCAAUUCUUGUGUUACACCCUCAUGUAUAAAGGUCAUGUCCAGAGGACUAUGUUGAGUAUUUAAUAAAAUCUGAAUAUUAUUUUUAAAGUUUAUAGAAUGGCCUCUGAGCUUCAGUUGAAACCUUGCGUGUUGAUAACAGCCUGUUAGAAAGUUCACUUAUCUUCUGUGUGUUGUUCCUGAAAAAAAAGCAUCAGCUCCCUCUCUCUUUUUCCUCCCUCCUUCGUCCCUCUCUCAUUCAAGAGUAUUCAAAAAAAAAAAAAAAAAAAAAGGAAAAAAAAGAAAAAGGGGGAAAAAAUUACAUUUUGCUUUGUCUCCUUGAAUUAGUCUUGUUACUGUAUUGUUCGGUGGCAUCAGGAAUCUAUGCCAUACCUCUCGCUUCAUGAUUAAAAAUGGAUUUCCAAAGUUCAAAACAGUAUAUAUUUCUUAUUGCACCCUCCUCAGUCAAACACCAGGUCAAAGGUUCUGCUUCUUUUUAUUAUGAUUAUUUUGAUUUAAUUUGAGCUCUACGCAGCUGAGAUUCCCCCAGCUCUGAGGAAGGACCCACAUCCCCCCCUCCCUCUCUCCCCCGGCUGAGUUCGACCCAAUAAACCUUUCCAGGGAGGGGGGGGAGUCACUUUUAUCCAGAAAGUCAUCCUUAGGAGAACGGAAAUUGUGGAUAUAAUGCUGGGAAACAAACCCUGCUGCUGUGGAUCGCAGGCUCGGAUAAACCAUUGCGAAGGCUGGAUGAAAAAAAUCUGCAUUUUUCUCGCCUCUUUGUCACUGCUCUCAUAUUUACUGGGCUGUUCAGUAGGUAGCACUUAGGCAGGGGUGAUAUUUCCCUGGAAGCAACUUAGUUCCCUUCGAGAUAUUUUGAAUGAAACAACCAGGAUUUGGUGUUAAAAUGGCCAUAACCAGGAAAAAAAAUAAAAAAGGAGAAAGAAAGAAAGAAAGGAGACAAAAAAAAAAAAAAAAAAAAAGCAGCCUGGGGAGGUUUUUCAGCCCAUCCUUUGCUCGUCUCCAGCCUGGAAUGUGCAGGCGAUUUUUGCAAGGCGCAGGAAAGACGGAAAAAAAGCCCCCUAAAAUGUCUCUUAAAAGGGAAGAAAACAAGCAAACAGCACCAACGAGCAGCAGCCAAGAGCGUUUUGCAAGAGGGUAACGACCUGGGCAGGGAGCAGGAGGCUCCCUGGGUGUAAACCAGUUGGAAUGAAAGAAAAAGAGGACAAAAAAUGGGAAAAAAAGGACAAAAAAUGGGAAAAAAAGGCAAACUCAAACAUAUCUCCAGAGCCACACGUAUAUAAUUCAGCGCCUAUAGCAAGGAGGAAGGCGAUAUGUAACACCCAGCUCAUUCAAGGCAUUCUCUGGCUGGUGAAUGGAGACGGAAUAGAAAGAAACCGCACUCAGGUCCGCGGGGCAAAGCACGGAGCGGGCUGGGGGGGCCCGUCCUCCCUUCACCCCCCAACCCCCGCCCUGCUCCGCAGCAGAAAGGAGGGCUGGAAAUUCAGAUUUGAAGGUAUUUAUUUCCCCUCCGCCUUGCCCUUUGAAGAGAAGGGCUGGUUUCUCCAGGCAGCAGCAGACAAGGAAGAUCCAGGCUUCUGCCAGCAAUAAAUUGCCCCAAAAAAAGGGGGGGAAAGGUAACAGGAAUGUAAACUUUGGCGCAUCGAAGGAGCAGCCCCUGCAGAACCCUCGGGAGCGUCCCCGGCCGCCACCGUGCUCCAAAACCUCGGCAAACAGCGCGGGGAUUGCGCUGCCUUCCACCCAGCCAGCGGUUGAAAAAUAAAUUCAUUAAAAAACCCAAGGAAUUAAAGAUGCUGCGGAGGGAACGCGCUGCUGCUGCUUCCCCUCCUGGCUGCACCACCGAAAAGAAAGGAAAAAAUAAAAGAAAGCACAAAAAAAGGGGGGGUUAUUUUCCUUUACGCGCGCAGCUGCUAUUUCGAGCUGGAAGAAGCGCGCAAAAACGCGCGCAGGAAUCACAGUUUUUUUAAAAAGGGUUUGAAAAUCUCGGAGCGUUGCGCGGAGGGAGCUCGGAGGCAGCCUGCGCGCUGCCCCCCACCUUCCUCCCCCUAACCACCCUCCCUCCCUCCCUCCGCGGGGGGGCGCGGAGCGGUGCGGUGCCGCGGAGCAGCGCUAGGUGCCGCUGCCGCCUCGCCGUCCCGCGGCGCGCUCCACCCGCGCUCCCCCGCGCACCCCCGGCGCCUUCCGCGGGCGCCCAUCGAUAACCCGCCCCGGGGUCAUCACGAGAAAUGGAUGAGUGGCCGGCGCCGUCACGUGACGCCACUUAAAUAUCCCAUAUUUGGGCAGCGCGGAGAGAAGGGGGGGGGGUGCGAAAAAAAAAGAAGAGAAGAAUCCCCCCAACUAUAAAUUCUGCACUUUAGGAGGAACAAAAAACGCGGCCCCCCCACCCCUGAACUUCAAAGGGCCACAAAUCACCCUAAUCAAAGCGGUUGGAAAAAAAAAGAGGAAAAAAAAAGGGGGGGGAAGAGAAAAAAAAAAGGGGAAAAAGAAAAAAGAGGAAAAAAAAAGGAGAAAAAAGAGGGGGAAAAAGAAAGAAAAAAGAGGAGGAAAAAGGGGAAAAGGAGUGAAAAAAGGAUUAGAAAAAGGAGGAAAAAAGAGAGAAAAGAGAGGGGAAAAAUAGGAAAAAAGGGAAGGAGAAAAGAGGGGGAAGAGAAGAAAAAGGAAAAAAGUGGGGAAAAAAGGAGGAAAAAGGAAAAAAGAUAAAAAAGAGAAAAAAGGAGAGGAAAAGAAGGGGAAAAGAGGAAAAAAAGAAGAAAAAGGAAGAAAAAUAUAAAAGGAGGAAAAGAAAGAGGAAAAAAAAGAGGAAAAGAAGAGGGAAAAGAUCCCCCUCCCCAAAUUCCCCCCCCUCUUUUUUAUUAUUUUUUUUUUUUGCCUCCCCUCCUCCGCCAUGAGUUCUUACGUCGCCAAUUCGUUUUAUAAGCAAAGUCCCCCCGUUCCUGCCUAUGCCAUGCAAAGUUAUGGAAAUUAUGGAAGUGUGCCGGGGGUCCCGCCGCCCAGGUACCGCGGCAGCGGCUCGGACCCGAGCAUCGCCCUCCCCUCCGCCGGGGCUGCCGCCUCCCUGGGCUCGGACAUGUCUGCAGCCCCCCGAGCUAACCCCGAGCGACCUUCUUGCACGGUCAUGGGUUCUUCAGGGCAUCCUCUAGCCAGAGACGACCAAGCAUCCCUAAAUCCCGGGAUUUACAACCAGAAGAGCGCUAACCCGGCGCUGGAGGAGAGAUCUAAGAGCUCGGGUGAAAUCAAAGCCGAGCCGGUGCAAACAGCACAACAAGGAGGACCCCAACUGCAGCAGCACCAACCUCCACAAAUCUACCCCUGGAUGACCAAACUACACAUGAGCCAUGAAACGGAUGGUAAACGCUCCCGAACCAGCUACACCCGCUACCAAACUCUGGAACUAGAGAAAGAAUUUCAUUUUAACAGAUACCUGACGCGGCGGAGGCGCAUUGAGAUCGCCAACAACCUCUGCCUGAACGAGAGACAAAUCAAAAUCUGGUUUCAAAACCGGAGGAUGAAGUGGAAGAAAGAUUCCAAGUUGAAAAGCAAAGAGGCUCUUUAGAAGAAGCAGCAGCCACCGCAAACACAACUCUCAGCCAAGAGCACAAAGAGCCCCGACCAUUUCGCGGUGACUGAUUUAUGGCGUUUUACAACCCCAUAAAAAGCUGUAACAACCAGCCAAAAGCCUUCGACACCGCUGGCACAUUUAGUCUAAUAAAUAAAACAUAAACAGUUAA